Balaenoptera acutorostrata (minke whale) is the source of this 1302-nucleotide messenger RNA. RefSeq lists its product as uncharacterized. The record is from RefSeq and is a predicted model, not a curated record. The transcript has 7 exons. NCBI's taxonomy places the organism in Eukaryota, Metazoa, Chordata, Mammalia, Artiodactyla, Balaenopteridae. Gene Ontology annotation, cellular component: nucleolus. Gene Ontology annotation, molecular function: RNA binding. The coding region runs from base 45 to 713 and encodes 222 amino acids.
CAGUCCGCUUGCGCACCGAGCCGCGCACGAGCGGUAACGGUUGGAUGGUGGCGUUGGCAACUUUUGUGGUUCCCGUCGUGGGUGACAAAACCUUGCUGGUGUGGGAGCUGAGCUCUGGACCCACGGCCGAGGCCUUGCAACAUUCUCUGUUCACAGUCUUCUCCCAGUUUGGCCUUCAGUAUUCAGUCCGAGUCUUCCCAAAUGCAGCAGUGGCCGGUCCUGUGUUCUAUGCCAUCAUCACGGUUUAUUCAGCAAGGGAGGCCCACAGAGCCCAAAAGGCAUGCGACCAGAAGCAGCUUUUUCAGACAUCUCCAGUGAAGAUUUAUUCUCAUAGAAUUGCAAAAGGGGAAGAUAAAAAAAGAAGCAGAAGGGGCUUUUUUCGAUUUCUGCUGCAUAAGAGAAGCUCAGGGGAAAGUGAGAGUCAGGAGGGCUUUUUCGGGAGAAGGCGGCCACUUUGGCUUAGGGAUAUGUAUAGGCCUCUCAACGCCACACGCAAGGAAAACAUGGCACAGAAGCUACACGACAGGGAGUCUUCUGAUGAGGAUGAGAUAUUCUAUAAGGAUGCAGGGGAAGUCAUCAAAGCCCCAGCAGAGAAGCUUCUGGCUGCAUAUUGGGUUGAUGAAGAGGCGAGUGAGGAAAGUGAGACAGCACACGAGACUGCCACAGAACAGUUCUGGGUGUACUCUGAUGCUUUUGCAAAUAUGUUCCUAUAAAAGGGUGUCAUCUUCAAGAAAUUCAUGGAAAAGACUCUGACAAGUACAGGUUUCCGGUAACUGACUGUACUGCUGAACUGAAUGAAUAAGCAUUUUCAGAACUCUAAUGAAAAACUGAUGAACUCAUAAAAGUGCUAACAAAAGAUCAAGAUGGAAAAAAAAUUAAUUACAUGGCACUGAGUGAACUGAUGAGGAUGAGUAUAAUUUUUGUGACUUUCUGUUUGAAUUUUUAAAAAAUAAAAAUAAAAAAUAAACAAAAAAAAACCCCACAAGGACUCAGAGGCAAAGAAUAUACAAAUCAAUUUUCACUGCAAAGUAAAGGAACUGUUACAGUGGAGGAUUACUGGACUGAAUGUCAAUAUUAUGACAUAGUAUGAGUGUGUUUCAUGUUUGGUAAUUACAAUCAUUGUUGCUUUUGUUGUGGUCAUCCAUGUACAAUGCUUGGUGUCAGUCUAUUUAUCUCUUGUAAAAAUAAAAUACAGUGUGUGUGUGUGUGGAAAAAAAAAAAAAGAAACUGUGUUCCCAAAUGAAACCCUGGGAUAGGAUUAGUCAUUUACAUCUUUUAAAAAUAAAGUCCAACAGUAUUAGA